AACCUAUUACACUGAAGUUCCAGUGCCUGAACGUUUCUACUUCCGGUUCACCUGACGAAACGCCUAUGUAGUGUGUACCCGAGCACCCGAGACUUGCAGUUCUUUCGUGUGUUCUUCAAACCAAACGCGGUCCUUCAAAGCAUUCGUAUCGGAUAAAUAAAUGUCACUGAGGAUCUAAUGUGCAAUCCCACCCACAUUAUACAGGACGAAAAGUCAACUAUGCCGUACAUAAAACAGGAGGCGGAGCCAGAGACCCCCAGCAUUAAAGAAGAAGAACAGGAAGAUGAAAUCACUAAGUCUCCAAUGACGGUUGGUGUGAAGAGUGAAGAAGAUGACAGCUCAUUUCAUCACUUGAAACUAAAAGACAUCCCUGGAGAGCUUCACCCUGAAAUGUACGAUCCCACCCACGUGAUACAGGAGGAAAAGUCGGAGAUGCUGUAUGUCAAACAGGAGGGGGAGCUAGACAUCUUCUACGUGAAAGAAGAAGAACAGGAAGAGAAAAUCACCACAUUUCCAUUGACUGUCAUUGUGAAGAGUGACGAAGAUGAAGGUCCUAGCAAAGAGACUGGUGCAUUGACUCUUUUGAGCGACGGCUCAUUUUAUCACCUGAAACCAAACGGUGAGGGGCGAUUGCAACCAGACUGCCUCUUAGCUCCACUCUCGGACAGCGACGACAUAACAUCACACUCAUCGGACACUGACACUAAUGAGGAGGAGGUUAACUUGGACCAAAAUUCUUCGAAAUCCUUAAACAAGUCAUCACUGAUAAGAGAGACCAAAGAGUGCGUGGAUGGGAAACCUUUCGCCUGCUCAUUUUGCGAUAAAAGAUUUUCUCAGAAGAAAAUGUUAACAAGACACAUGCCAAAACACACUGGAGAAAAGUCCUUUGCCUGCACGCUUUGCGAUAAAAGAUUUUCUUGGAAGAAUAAUUUAAAAAUACAUAAGCGUACACACACUGGAGAAAAACCUUUUGCCUGCACCUAUUGUGGUAAAAGAUUUAGUCGGAAACAACAGUUAACGGCACACACGAGAAUACACACUGGAGAAAAGCCUUUUGCUUGUACGCUUUGCGAAAAAAGAUUUUCUCAGGAGUCUACUUUAAAAAUGCACAAGCAUACACACACUGGAGAAAAGUCUUUUCCCUGCACGCUUUGCGAUAAAAGAUUGUCUUCGAAGAGUAAUUUAAAAAUACAUAAGCGUACACACACCGGAGAAAAGCCUUUUUCCUGCACACUUUGCGAAAAAAGAUUUUCUUGGAAGCAUCACUUAACAAGACACUCACUUACACACACUGGAGAGAAGCCUUUUCCCUGCACAGAUUGUGGUAAAAGAUUUGCCCAGAAGAAAGAUUUAGACAAACACAAAAGAACACACACUGGAAAGGAGCCUCAUUUUGAUAUAGAAGCUUUUGUCGAAAGCGCCAGUUAACAUCACACACGGGUACACACACUGGAGGAAAAACUUUUAUCUGCACGUGUUGUGUUAAUAAAAUCCACUUGCAAGGGACAUUUUCGAAUUACAUUCCUUUCAAUUACAGUGUGUUCAGAGGUGAAAGUGGUUCUUAACUGGGCUUUGAUUGAACCCCAGGGGUUCGGUGAAGGUUAAGAAACACACAGCCCUAAUUUGUAUGCUGAUUAAAUCUAGGCAAAGUGGCGUUUUAGACCAGGUAUUGGACUGGUUUUGCCUCAAUUUACAGGCUUUAUUCCAUUUCUUUU
Molecule: messenger RNA, 1715 nt
Organism: Corythoichthys intestinalis (scribbled pipefish)
Lineage: Eukaryota; Metazoa; Chordata; Actinopteri; Syngnathiformes; Syngnathidae
Product: zinc finger protein 771-like
Exons: 3
Coding region: 178-1428 (416 amino acids)
Biological process (GO): regulation of transcription by RNA polymerase II
Cellular component (GO): chromosome; nucleus
Molecular function (GO): chromatin insulator sequence binding; DNA-binding transcription factor activity, RNA polymerase II-specific; RNA polymerase II cis-regulatory region sequence-specific DNA binding
Source: RefSeq, a predicted model, not a curated record